CCCGCCCGCUGCUGCCGGCCCGCUCUCCCCUCCCCCUGCCUUCCCCUCCCCCUCCUGCCUCGGUCUCACUCCGGGCGCCAUGCUGCAGGCAAGGGAAGAUGGAGAGUUGGAAGAAGGAGAGCUGGAGGAUGAUGGGGCUGAAGAGACCCAGGACCUUUCCACAGGGCAAGAAAGGAGCCGCAGAGAAAAAGGAGAGAAGCAUCACAGCGAUUCGGAUGAUGAGAAGGCUCACCGGAGGAUGAAACGGAAGAGAAAGAAGGAGCGGGAAAAAGAGAAGAGGCGGUCCAAGAAGAAGCGGAAAUCCAAACACAAGCGACACGCAUCAUCAAGCGAUGAUUUCUCCGAUUUCAGUGAUGACUCUGAUUUCAGCCCCAGCGAGAAAAGCCACCGAAAAUAUCGAGAUUACAGCCCUCCAUAUUCAUCUUCUCACCAGCAGUAUCCUUCAUCUCACAAUGCCCCUUUGUCCAAGAAGAGCUACUCAAAAAUGGAAAGCAAGAAUUACAGCAUGUAUGAUGACUAUGAGAAUGAGCAGUAUGGAGAAUAUGAAGGGGAAGAAGAGGAAGACCUUGGGAAAGAGGAGUAUGAUGACUUCACCAAAGAGUUGAACCAGUAUAGACGGGCCAAGGAAGGCAGCAGCCGAGGGCGAGCCCACCAUUUCAUUGACCGUCCUGCAGGAGCCAGAGGCCGAGGGAGAGGCUACAGAGUCCGAGGAGGGCGUGGAGGAGCCAGAGGGAGAGGAAUGGGCCGAGGAAGCCGAGGAAGGGGCAGAGGUUCUAUGGGAGACCAUCCAGAAGAGGAAGAAGAUUUCUAUGAAGAGGAGAUGGAAUUUGGCGAGAAUGAAGAGCUGAUGGGUGAAGAGGACUAUGAUGAGUACUCCAAAGACAUGAACCAGUAUCGCAGGCCCAAAGAUGGCCGAGGGCGAGGUUUAAGUCGGGGCCGAGGCCGUGGCUCGAGAGGUCGAGGCAAAGGGAUGGGACGAGGCCGUGGUCGAGGUGGGAGCAGGGGAGGCAUGAACAAGGGAGGAGGCAUGAAUGACGACGAAGAGUUCUAUGAUGAGGACAUGGGAGAUGGUGGUGGUGGCGGCUAUCGGAGGAAUGACCAUGACAAGCCCCACCAGCAGUCAGACAAGAAGGGCAAGGUUAUCUGCAAGUACUUUGUGGAAGGCCGGUGCACAUGGGGAGAACAUUGCAAUUUUAGCCACGAUAUCGAGCUGCCGAAGAAGCGCGAGCUGUGCAAAUUUUACAUCACAGGCUUUUGUGCCCGAGCGGAAAACUGCCCAUACAUGCAUGGUGAUUUUCCUUGUAAGCUCUUUCACACAACUGGGAACUGUAUCAAUGGUGAUGACUGCAUGUUCUCUCAUGACCCCCUCACUGAAGAGACAAGGGAGCUUCUGGAUAAGAUGUUAGCAGAUGAUGCAGAAGCAGGUGCAGAAGAUGAGAAGGAAGUGGAAGAAUUGAAAAAACAAGGCAUCAACCCUUUACCGAAGCCUCCGCCGGGAGUCGGCCUCUUGCCCACCCCACCACGUCCCCCUGUUCCCCCAGCUCCAACGUCUCCCAAUGGCCGGCCCAUGCCUGGAGGUCCCCCACCUCCUCCCCCACCCCCACCUCCGCCUCCUGGACCCCCCCAGAUGCCUAUGCCUAUGCCAUCGCAUGAGCCCCUCUCUCCCCAGCAACUUCAGCAGCAGCAGGACAUGUACAAUAAGAAGAUUCCAUCACUGUUUGAGAUUGUUGUUCGGCCCACGGGGCAGCUUGCUGAGAAGCUGGGGGUGAGACACCCUGCUCCACCUCCCCCCAGAUUCCCUGGGCCUGGGGGGCCCCCUGGGCCAAUGGGGCCUGGGCCCAACAUGGGACCCCCUGGGCCCAUGCCAGGACCAAUGCAUCCUGACAUGCACCCGGACAUGCACCCGGACAUGCAUCCCGACAUGCACCCGGACAUGCAUCCCGAUAUGCACCCGGACAUGCAUCCCGACAUGCACCCGGACAUGCCAAUGGGCCCUGGGAUGAAUCCUGGCCCCCCCAUGGGUCCUGGGGGCCCACCAAUGAUGCCCUAUGGCCCUGGAGACUCCCCACAUUCCGGAAUGAUGCCCCCUGUUCCGCCAGCCCAGAACUUCUAUGAAAACUUUUACCAGCAGCAGGAGGGCAUGGAGAUGGACCCUGGACUAAUGGGGGAGGCAGCAGAGGACUAUGGACAUUAUGAGGAGAUGGAAGGCGAGGCAGGAGAGCACGUUUUCCCAGAGCAGCCCCUGGAGCCUGAUGGCUUCCUCGAAGCAGGGCCCCCUGGGAGACAGCAGCCCGCCACCAGUGUCCCUGACUUCCUCCCCUCUGCCCAGAGGGCCUUAUACCUGCGCAUCCAGCAGAAGCAGCAGGAAGAAGAAAGGGCAAGGAGGCUAGCUGAGAGCAGCAAGCAGGAGCGAGAGAAUGAGGAAGGUGACACGGGCAACUGGUACUCUAGUGACGAGGAUGACGGAGGAAGCAGCGUCACCUCCAUCCUUAAGACCCUGCGACAGCAGACCUCGAGUCGGCCCCCUGCACCCAGCGGGGAGUCAGGGGGUAGUGGUGCGGGGCCCCUGCCCACAGUGGGCGAUCCCCGUCUCCAGAAGGGCUCUGCUGCCGGGGGCAGACCUGCCGACCCACGCCUCGCCAGGGACCCCAGGCUCUCUCGUCACACCGAUGCUCCUGGCCCCUCGGGCUCAGGGGAUUCGGGGCCCUCGGACCCCCGGCUAGCCCGUCCCGUUCCCACCUCCAAGCCUGAUGGACUCCAUCCAAGCCCAGCAUGUACCAGUGGUGGGAAGGGGUCUGGGCCCUCAGAAGAGGAAGAAGGGGAGAGGGCUCUGAGGGAAAAAGCAGUGACCAUUCCUCUGGAUGCCCUACCAGGGGCCCCCCUGCGGGAUCCUAGAUUGCAGCUACAGCAGUUCAGCCACAUCAAGAAGGAUGUGACCCUGAACAAGCCCAGCUUUGCUCGCACUGUUCUUUGGAACCCCGAGGACCUCAUCCCGCUCCCCAUUCCCAAACAAGACUCUGCAGCCUCCCUUCCUGCCGCCCUCGAUCCCCGCCUCCACCGGCCCCCUGCCACUGGGCCCUCAGACCCCCGGCAGCGUGGGGCAGCCCCCUCGGACCCCAGUGCUGCCUCCGCUGCCUCUGCUGCCAACCUGCCCGAUUUUGAGUUGCUCUCUCGAAUCCUCAAGACCGUCAAUGCGUCCGGCCCCUCAGCACCCAGUCCCAGCGAGAAGCCCAGUGACCCCCGGGUGCGGAAAGCCCCUGCCGACCCCCGGCUGCAAAAACCUGGGGACACCACAUCAUCCCGUGCCGCCAAGCCCAGCACUCCUGAGGUAGCUGCCCCACCCCCUGCUUCCUCUGGCGAGGCCUCACCUCCAGCUAUCGCCCCUUAUGACCCGCGGGUCCUGGCGGCCGGGGGGGUCAGCCAAGGUGGCGGGAGUGGGCAGAGCAGUGUGCUCAGCGGCAUCAGUCUCUAUGACCCGAGGACUCCGAACUCUGGCAGCAAAGGGGCCGAGCCAGCCCCCGAAGGGGGUGCUCAGCCCAAGGGUCCUGACGGCAACGGCAAAAGCCCAGCGGCCAAGGCCAAAGAGCCCCCGUUCAUCCGCAAGUCGGCCUUGGAACAGCCGGAGGCGGGCAAGGCAGGCUCGGAGCCCACGGCCACGGACAGGUACAACAGUUAUAAUCGGCCGCGCCCUAAGGCAGCCCCGCCCCCCGCCACCGCCCCCUCAGCCACGCCCUCUCAGGAGGGGGCCCCCCAGCCCGGCCUCCACAACCUGCCUGUGCCCACCCUGUUUGGGACCGUGAAGCAGGCGUCCAAGGCUGGUUCUGGGAGCCCUUUCGCUGGCAACAGCCCCUCCCGAGAGAGCGAGCAGGAUGCCGGCUCCCUCAAAGAUGUUUUUAAAGGCUUUGACCCCACCGCGUCCCCCUUCUGCCAGUAGUGUUAACCUGGACCCCGUCCCCCAGCCCCCAUCCUGUGAUUGUAUUUCAUGGCCACAUUCAGUGUUGGGAAUGUCAGGGGAGGGGGCUGGGGGGGGACGGGGAGAGGGCGUGGGGGUUUUUUAUUCUUUGGUUCCUAUAAAUUGUAUAUAAAAACCUUUGGUUCUGGUCAGUGCUGUACGACUCCCAGGCUAUCUCCAAGAAAAUGUCUUUUUUAACUGAACAAUCAAAGUCUCCUGCCCAGAUCCCUUAAAAGUGCAUCUUGGGCCCCGUGUUGUCUUGGGUCUCGGGGGCAGUUUUGGUCAAGUUGUGCAGCCGUCCUGUCCUCUGUCCCUUUGUGUGUAAAUCACGAAGCUCCUCUGUCCAUCACUGUCCUAUUCUCAGGGCCCGGGGCACACUGGGGUGUGGCUCAUGCUGAGUCAGAGCUGGAGGGAAGCCCCCCCAGGAAUCAGGACCAGGGUGGGGAAGGGGCCAGUGCCCACUGCCCCAGGGUAGCUGCUUGUGUCCUAUGAUUCACCUGUUAAGCGCAAGUGAGGGAGCGAGGGUGGGGAGGUAGGGGCAGGGGUCCCUAGGCCUCAGGCUCUCUACCACUUGUCCAUUGGCCUGCAGGGAGCAGGGCUCAAGGGGUUGAAGCAGCCCCUAGUGAGCCUCAGCCUGUCCGUUAGUCAGUCUGGCUCUGGAGGGGUUGUAGGCCCUGCCUGCCCUGUUCCCCCCUGGGCUGGGCCAGACCCCUGCUCACACCCUCACUGCCCUCCCAUCCUCCUCAUUCCUGCUUCCUUAAUGCGGACAAAUCGUUCAAGAAAAGUCCCCAACUUUUUUCUUUCAAGAAGGUUUUUACUUUUGUCAUUCUUCUGCUUCAUGCCUUCUUUUAAUUUCUGAACCAAUGAAACCCUGGUGGGUUCUGGGCUUCAGAGCCAAAGGUAUAAUAGUGGAUCUUUAGAAACAGCAAUCAGGCCAGGCCAGAAUCAAAGAGGACAAAGGGAGCAUUAGGCCGGCAGGGAGUCCCGCUCUGUGGGAGGGAAGGUCUGCCAGGCUGGGCCUUGGUUCUCUUUCUCCUGUGGGGAGAGGGGGAUGCUGGCAUCAGCCAAAGGUAGGCUGUCCCGCUUGGGGACAGCCUGGCGGCCGGGGAGAGGCCAGGCCAGGCUUUCUGAGAUGCUUGGCAUGGUUGUGUCCUGUCCACUUGGCCUAGUCACUGCCAUGUAAUGGCCCCACUUUGCUAGGAGAAUUUUAGUUUGCAAACGAGAAGAACUCAGGCACGGUUUUAUUUGGAAGCUGUCCUGCAUGCUCUUCCCCAGGCUACCCCCCAACCAAAAAAAAAAACAAAAACAAAAAAAACUAAGCUAAGAAAUUGUCUUUUUUACGUGGACUCUGCAAACCUUCUUCAUAGCCCCUGGCACAUUCCUCUUUCCCACCCACCUCCUGUUUCCCUCCCCAGCCUGCUGGCACUGUCUCCAUAAAUAAUGUAGAAACUGCCUCCCUUGGCAUGUGGCUUCCCUCUCUCGGAGGACUGUGGGGCUGCUGCAGCUUCUCUGGAGGGACAGCCCACACCCCUUCUGGGCUGGGCCUCCACAUGGCAGGCAGGCAGACAUGGUCAGGGUCGUUGUGCUGUUAUUGAUCAGGUGUUUGGGGGGCGGGGGACACGAUCAGUAGUAAGAUUGCCCCCCUCCUUUCCCCUUCUCUCCCCCAAAGGGCCAGGUUCCAUGGCAUUUGUAAAAUAUGCAAGAUACGGUGUUUUUUGUUGGGAUUUUUUUUUUUUUUGUAAAACUAAAAUGAAAUAAUUUUUUAAAGGAAAUCUCUUGAGGACCUAGAAACCGGCUAUGAACCUCCCAGAGCUCUAAUUCGUCCAUAGUUUUUCCCAUCAGGCUAGAGCUUUUAAAGGAAAAUCGUUCUCUAACCAAGAUUGUAAUAAAAGUGUAAAUAAUAUUUCAGAGUUGACGUUGAUGAUGCAAAUAUGUAUAUACCGCACUGUAUUUUUACAAUUAUGGUCGCAUGGCUCUCCUUCAGCCCACCUACCCCACCCCCUUUUUUGUAUCCCACAUCUGUCUUCCAGGAAAUGUCCUUCGCGCCUUUCUCCUGUGGUCCCUUCCUCCCCAAUAAUUGUGUUACUGCCAUUAAAAGAUGCAGUUAUUUUAAAGUGA
Dromiciops gliroides (monito del monte) is the source of this 6070-nucleotide messenger RNA. RefSeq names its product zinc finger CCCH-type containing 4 (gene ZC3H4). Gene Ontology annotation, biological process: negative regulation of DNA-templated transcription. NCBI's taxonomy places the organism in Eukaryota, Metazoa, Chordata, Mammalia, Microbiotheria, Microbiotheriidae. The coding region runs from base 80 to 3934 and encodes 1284 amino acids. Gene Ontology annotation, cellular component: nucleus. Gene Ontology annotation, molecular function: metal ion binding; RNA binding. The record is from RefSeq and is a predicted model, not a curated record. The transcript has 14 exons.